CACCGCCGCUCUCCGGGUAUCACCUGUAACAAGUCUGCCAGUCAGCCAAUCGCGUUCACCGUUUCUGUUUCCUGUGGUCUCUGGGGUUGGGAAGGGGGGAGGGAAAUCGGGCCAAGAAGUGACUGGGGCGCGGGCGCGCGCUCGUUCAGUCGGCCUGCUGCUGCUGGGAAUCCUCGAGGCGCGCGUGCCUGUCUGUGCACCGAGCUCGAGACACGGAACCUGCGUCACGGGUCGGACAACAUGGAGACCGCGGAGGAAGAAGAUAUAUGCAGGGUGUGCCGGUCUGAGGGAACCCCUGAAAAACCUCUUUACCAUCCAUGUGUGUGCACUGGCAGUAUUAAAUUUAUUCAUCAGGAGUGCUUAGUUCAGUGGCUUAAACACAGCAGAAAAGAAUACUGUGAAUUAUGCAAACACAGAUUUGCUUUUACUCCAAUUUAUUCCCCAGACAUGCCUUCACGGCUUCCAAUCCAGGAUAUAUGUGCUGGACUGAUAACAAGUAUUGGCACAGCAAUCAGAUACUGGUUUCAUUACACACUUGUGGCCUUUGCCUGGUUGGGAGUUGUACCCCUUACAGCAUGUCGUAUCUACAAGUGCUUGUUUACUGGCUCUGUGAGCUCACUACUGACAUUGCCCUUAGAUAUGCUUUCUACAGAAAAUUUAUUGGCUGACUGUUUGCAAGGCUGCUUUGUUGUGACAUGUACCCUCUGUGCAUUUAUAAGUCUUGUGUGGUUAAGAGAGCAAAUAGUUCAUGGAGGAGCACCUCAAUGGUUGGAGCAGAAUCAGCCACAACCUCUAAAUGGUUUAGGGCAGCAGAACGAGGCACCAGGAGCUGUAAAUGUAGUUGCAGAGAAUGUGGCUCUUGAGCAGCCUGCCAACCCUCCAGCUGAUCUUGCAGUUGUGGGAGAAAAUCCUGAAAUCCAAGAGGAACCGGCAGAUGAUGAAGAAGAAGAGAAUGAUGAUGAAGAAGAUGCAGUGAUUGAAGACGCAGCAGAUGCAAAUAAUGGAGCACAAGAUGACAUGAACUGGAAUGCUUUAGAAUGGGAUCGAGCUGCAGAAGAACUGACCUGGGAGAGGAUGCUGGGACUUGAUGGAUCCUUGGUAUUUCUGGAACAUGUUUUCUGGGUGGUAUCCCUGAAUACCCUAUUCAUUUUGGUUUUUGCAUUUUGCCCUUACCACAUUGGCCACUUUUCUGUUGUUGGUCUGGGAUUUGAAGACUAUGUACGAGCCUCUCACUUUGAAGGUCUUAUCACAACAAUCGUGGGCUACGUUUUGUUAGCAGUCACAUUAAUUUUAUGCCAUGGAUUAGCAGCAGUAGUAAGAUUUCAACGUUCACGGCGUCUUUUGGGUAUUUGCUACAUUGUUGUAAAGGUUUCGUUAUUGGUGGUUGUUGAAAUUGGUGUAUUCCCUCUCAUCUGUGGCUGGUGGCUAGAUAUUUGUUCUUUAGAAAUGUUUGAUGCAACGUUGAAGGAUAGAGAGUUAAGUUUUCAGUCUGCUCCUGGCACUACUAUGUUUCUACACUGGCUUGUUGGAAUGGUUUAUGUAUUUUAUUUUGCAUCUUUCAUUCUGCUGUUAAGAGAGGUGCUGAGACCAGGUGUUCUUUGGUUUCUGAGGAAUUUAAAUGAUCCAGAUUUUAAUCCAGUCCAGGAAAUGAUUCACCUGCCAAUCUAUCGUCAUCUCAGGAGAUUUAUUUUAUCAGUGAUUGUCUUUGGGUCAAUUGUGCUGCUUAUGCUUUGGCUUCCAAUUCGUAUAAUAAAGAACAUGUUGCCUACCUUUUUACCAUAUAAUGUUAUGCUGUAUAGUGAUGCUCCAGUAAGUGAGCUGUCUUUGGAACUACUUCUGCUGCAGGUAGUCCUUCCUGCCUUAUUGGAACAAGGCCAUACAAGACAGUGGCUGAAAGGUUUAGUCCGAGCAUGGACUGUAACAGCUGGUUACCUGCUGGAUUUACACUCCUAUCUCCUUGGAGACCAAGAAGAGAAUGAGAAUAACGUUAACCAGCAAGCAGCCAACAAUAAUCAGCAUGCUCGAAACAACAAUGCUGCUCCAGUAGUCGGGGAGGGCCUUCAUGCAGCCCAUCAAGCCAUCCUGCAACAAGGAGGUCCUGUCGGUUUUCAGCCGUACCGAAGGCCCAUCAAAUUUCCUCUCAGGAUCUUUUUAUUGAUAAUCUUCAUGUGUAUAACAUUAUUAAUUGCAAGUCUUAUCUGCCUUACAUUACCAGUGUUCGCAGGGCGCUGGUUAAUGUCUUUUUGGACUGGAACAGCGAAGAUUCAUGAACUUUACACAGCUGCCUGUGGACUAUAUGUGUGCUGGCUCACAAUACGGGCUGUAACUGUACUUGUUGCAUGGAUGCCACAAGGUCGUCGAGUCAUUUUAUUAAAAGUAAAAGAGUGGUCCCUCAUGGUGAGUCCUCCAGAGAUAAUGAAAACCCUGAUUGUUGCCCUUCUGCUAGCUGGUGUUGUACCACUUCUGCUUGGAUUAUUAUUUGAAUUGGUAAUUGUUGCACCUCUUCGGGUUCCUCUUGACCAAACACCCUUGUUUUACCCUUGGCAGGAUUGGGCUCUUGGAGUUUUACAUGCCAAAAUUAUUGCUGCGAUUACCCUAAUGGGUCCUCAGUGGUGGCUGAAAACUGUAAUUGAACAGGUUUAUGCAAAUGGAAUACGUAAUAUAGAUCUUCAUUUUAUAAUUCGUAAACUAGCAGCUCCUGUGAUCUCUGUUCUUUUAUUAUCACUGUGUAUACCAUACAUAAUUGCGGCUGGCAUUGUACCAUAUAUUGGAGUCACCCCUGAAAUGCAGAACCUUGUGCAGCGUCGCAUUUAUCCUUUUCUACUAAUGGUGGUCAUUUUGAUGGGAAUACUCUCCUUCCAGAUACGCCAGUUUAAGCGCCUUUAUGAACAUAUAAAGAAUGAUAAGUACCUUGUUGGGCAACGACUUGUGAAUUAUGAGCGCAAAUCCGGCAAAUCAAGCACAUCGUCACACCCUCCUCAAACAACACCGGAAUAAACUAUAUUACUCCUGGUUUGCAACUUGCCCUUUACCAUCGACCAUUAUUUUUCUCUUUCUUAGCCUACAGUUCAGUCCUCUCUUUGGGCAGUUCACAGGCAAUGUCUGUUAUAUUGCUACAUCUCCAGCAUUCUGACAGAGAGCAAAGUCAACUUAAGAAUGAUUAGUACUCUUUGAAUUUUUGAAAAUGCUGGCAUGAGGCCAGAAGGCAAAUGGAAAAACACCUACUGCUAUGUCCUAUGGAAUAUCUUAAUUGUAAAUCUAAAAACAAAUGUAUAUUAAUUUAUUAAAUCUAGUUGUCACUUUAUUAUUUUUAUUUUUUUCUUCUAUGGACAUUUUCUGUUCACAUGGAACAAGUGUACUGUGAAAGCAUUGGCACAAACAAAUGACGGCUCCCUGUUCAAAGUUCAUUUGGUCUAGAAUUAUAUCCUCUCGGUGUGGUCAUGAGGCUGUUGCGAGGACAUGCCUGCUUGCACAAAUGUCACAGUGGCAAUCUUAUGAAAGAAACGUGAACAAUAUAUUUUCUUUCGUAUGACACCAAAGUUUCUUUUUAAUGCUUUGAUUUAUAUGUUGUACAGUAUAAUGUGGGUUAGUUAGUAAAGCAAAUCAAACUAGCCAAUUAAUACAUUGAAGUCUCUUUUGGUUAGUACUGAGGAAUGUGUUGGACAUCUUCAAACUAUUGUUCCGUUCGCAAGGUGUAAUGACAUAGCAGUUCUAAAACGGCUCUUACCAUCAAUACAACUUUUUUUUUUAACAACAAUUUUUUUUUCUUAUAAAAGUUAUGUAACAAAGCAAUUUGGAUUUAAAAUGUAAGGAAAAACAUUCAGGUAUUUGUCUAUUUAAAGACAAGUGGAGUUAGUAUGCAGCUUUGUGUUGAUUCAUGUUGAUUGUCAUCUUUCAUUAAACCAUUUUGCAUUUUCUUUUAUCAAA
This is a messenger RNA of Pelobates fuscus (common spadefoot toad), 3927 nucleotides long. It is a transcript of the gene MARCHF6, whose product is annotated as membrane associated ring-CH-type finger 6. Gene Ontology annotation, molecular function: zinc ion binding. The transcript has 26 exons. Gene Ontology annotation, cellular component: endoplasmic reticulum membrane. The record is from RefSeq and is a predicted model, not a curated record. NCBI's taxonomy places the organism in Eukaryota, Metazoa, Chordata, Amphibia, Anura, Pelobatidae. The coding region runs from base 241 to 2997 and encodes 918 amino acids.